AUGGCGACAACCGAAGACCCCGCGUUUGCCAAGGGCAUGUUCGUGACGCUCUGGCCCAAGGUAGAGCGCUGCCACGACUACGUGGAGCUGCUCCUGGCCGCCCAGGAGAAGCUGCAAGCGACGGUAGACAAACUAAUUGCCGGUCUGCAGGAAGCGGAGAAGGCGGAAGGCAGCUCACUAGUGAGCUACGCAGACAGACUGAGGAAUUUCCCGGCCAGGGUCGAGCGACUCCAGAAGAAGGUGGCCAGGAUCCAGGACCGCCUGCUGGCCAUGAAGGAGUCACGGAAUCGCGGCGUGCAGCCCGUGACCACGAUGUCGGCGGAGGAGUCGGCGGUGUACGCAUCCCCGCUGUUUUGA
Molecule: messenger RNA, 357 nt
Organism: Phytophthora sojae
Lineage: Eukaryota; Oomycota; Peronosporomycetes; Peronosporales; Peronosporaceae
Exons: 2
Coding region: 1-357 (118 amino acids)
Source: RefSeq, a predicted model, not a curated record